This is a messenger RNA of Centrocercus urophasianus (Greater sage-grouse), 2225 nucleotides long. It is a transcript of the gene SOX30, whose product is annotated as SRY-box transcription factor 30. Gene Ontology annotation, molecular function: DNA-binding transcription factor activity, RNA polymerase II-specific; sequence-specific double-stranded DNA binding. The record is from RefSeq and is a predicted model, not a curated record. NCBI's taxonomy places the organism in Eukaryota, Metazoa, Chordata, Aves, Galliformes, Phasianidae. Gene Ontology annotation, biological process: regulation of transcription by RNA polymerase II. The transcript has 5 exons. Bases 1 to 1926 code for a protein of 641 amino acids. Gene Ontology annotation, cellular component: nucleus.
AUGGAGCGGGGCGGGGGCGACGGCCACGGCCGGGAUUCUGACCUCGAUCUCUGCUCUCAGGGUCCCUCAGGCGGUCAGGAGGCCCAGGCGCCCCUCCAGGAGACGCGCGUUAAAGCCAAGGAGCUGCAGCAGGAGGAUGGAGGCUUCCCCGCCCGUCUUGAGGGCAGCAAGGAAGCCGGAGGGGAGCUCAGGUGCUCCCCAGCUCCGUGGGGGGGAAAAGAGAAGGCAAAAGAGGAUCGAGAAAAGCGCGGCGGAGAAGAGCAAGAAGAUGUGGAGGUGGUGGAGAUCAGAGGAGGCGUGAAGGAACCCCGUCCCGGAGCGAGGGCGGAUGGGGACGAGGACGGUGCUGCAGGCAGGGCCUCGCGCGGGCUCGCACACGCCGGCGGUGAUGGCGGUGUGGCGCAGGCCGGUGAGGGGCUGGGGGUCCUCCCUGAGGACCUGAAGAUCCCCCUGGUGCUUCGCCCUUUGCCGCCUGGUGCCCGUAUACAGGUCCAAGGCCCCCUGCUACCAAAGCUGAUCCAGGUGUCAAAGGGGCCCGUGAGCCAAGUGCCUCUUAAAAUGCAGACCCUGCUGGAGCCUUCCGUAAAAAUUGAAACUAAAAACGUUCCCCUCACAGUACUGCCCUCCGAUUCAGGUAUGCCAGAUACUCCAUUCAGCAAGGACAAAACUGGCCACGUAAAGCGUCCAAUGAAUGCAUUUAUGGUGUGGGCUAGGAUUCACCGACCUGCCCUAGCUAAAGCCAACCCCAAUGCCAAUAAUGCUGAAAUCAGUGUUCAGCUGGGGUUGGAGUGGAGCAAACUGACUGAAGAGCAGAAACAGCCCUAUUAUGAUGAAGCUCGGAAAAUAAAACAAAGGCACAGAGAGGAAUUUCCUGGUUGGGUUUAUCAACCACGACCAGGCAAGAGGAAGCGUUAUCCACUGGCUGUCUCUGCUGUAUUUUCCAGCACUACCCAGAAUAUCAUCACUACAAAUCCAGUUGCUGUUUAUCCCUUUUCAUCGCCUGCAUUUCCUGCUGCCAUGCACAAUAUUCAGAAAAAUAUUGGACAUCCAGUCUGUGAAGCUCCUUCUGCCAGCCGGCUGCCAGCUUCUUCUAUUCAACGUCCCAGUCCAAUUAAUCUUUUCCGACCUGCUAUUGCAAGCACCACUCCAGUAGCAGUUCCAGCUCCAACCCUGCCUCUGCGCCCUGUAAUUGCAUCACAGCACUUUGCUGAGCCUACUCAGAGAGAAGCUCGUGAUGUAUCAUCUGGAUCCUAUUGCUUUCUGAAGAGAUCAACACCAGUUGUUGUUGAUCUCUCCAGUAGAAGUUCAAGUGCCACAUCAAACACUAGUGACAGAUUUUCUGUCCCUAAUAGCGAGUUUCCAAAGGAGUUCUCAGGGAUUUCUGCUUAUCCUAGAGGUGUACUUCUUCCCCAGGUCACACCUCUUCCUCAUUCGCAUCUCUGUGAGAGUCCUCCCAUUGGGCAGGCAGCCAGUCUGUACGGAGUACCUCCUCAGUUUUCGUUUUAUCACCCCUACUUUGUUCCUGGACCUCACUAUAUCCCCUCAAGCACGUGCCCAUUCAGCCGUCCUCCUUUUGGCUGCGGGAAUUUCUCCAGCUCAGUGCCUGAAUGCUUUGGCUUCUAUGGAGAUGGCUACCAAAAGCAGGAGAUGAAGUUUUCACCUCUGUACAGAGAUUACUCUUUCAGGGGACACCCAGGGGGAAGAAUACGUGAAGACUCACGUGUCUGCACAGACCUCGAAGAAGUGACCUAUCACAGCAGCCACAGUGAGGAGGGUUGUAUUAGUAUUAGCCCCAUAUCACAGCUAGACACUGGAGCACUUGAGAAUGAUUUGCCAGCCACCCCACCUUCUCCUUCCAGCAUCCAGCUAGUCAAUGUGACUGACAGCGAGGACGAAGAAGAAAAAAAGGUGUUGCAAGAGCUGUGAUUUUUAAACCAAUUGAUAAUCUAAGAAAUUGUUACGGAAGAGGAAAUAAAUAUUUUCGUCACUACCGUCUUCAGAGAAUGUGUUCAAUGGGAAACCCAUGUACCCUGAGCAACCCAUGCAUGUCAGUUUGAGGACUCUAAUGAACUGCUUAUACUUUGAGAGGUCACAUACAGGUUUGGGAAUGUCUAAAAGCUUUCUGAAGUUUCACCUGGUUCGUCAGGGCAUUGCUUGGACUCUGGCUUAGGAAAGCACUUACACUCAACUCAAGAUAUUUGACAACAUUUGACAAAGAUAUUUUC